Molecule: messenger RNA, 2763 nt
Organism: Falco peregrinus (peregrine falcon)
Lineage: Eukaryota; Metazoa; Chordata; Aves; Falconiformes; Falconidae
Product: CYFIP-related Rac1 interactor A-like
Exons: 10
Coding region: 544-2232 (562 amino acids)
Biological process (GO): regulation of actin filament polymerization
Molecular function (GO): small GTPase binding
Source: RefSeq, a predicted model, not a curated record
GGCCGGGGCCGCCGCUGUGGCUGCUCUCCGGAAGAUGGGGACAGGCACGGUGUCCCCGAGCAGCCCUGUGUCCCCAGGUGCCUCAGGGCAGCCCUGGACGCGCCCCACAAAGGGCUGAGUGGGGCAGGGGAGCGGGACCCCGAGAGAUGCCCUGUCCCUGAAAGUGUGGGGAGACGUCCCCAGCUGAGCGGUGGGGAUGCAGGACAAGUCCUGGCAGCAGGACCUGGCCUGUGAAGACCUCAGGCACGUGCCCAGCGCUGCUAGCCGCUGGCACCGGGUGGCCAUGUGGCAUGUAGCCUGCCACCAGCACGGCAGGGACAGCCUGGAGGCCGGGGAUGUGGGGGAAGGAUCCUGCGCUGCCGGGAAGGGCGGUGUGGUGGUCGCAGCCUGCACCCGAGGGGCGGGGAUCGGGGACCCCGUUCAGCCCAGGGGACCUGCCCCAGCUUCCCAGUGGCCUGGGCUAACUGGGACGGGAAAGCAUGGCUCCUGGCCCUCCCAGGCUGGACACGGGGGCAUGCGGGAGACGGUGGCGGCCGUGGCAGGAUGCCAGGCUCGGUGCAGCCCCGUGGCCCCCCCUUGCUCCCUCUCCCCCCUUCCUCCCGGGCCACAGCUCAGAGCAAGAGCGAGGAGGGUAAAAAUAGUGCAGCGGCAACCGCUCGCCCCGGUCCCGGCGGGGAGAGGCCGUACGCAGCUCGCCGCACCGCCUCCGGCACCGGCACAUCCCAAAAUAGCCGGGGCUGGGGUCACACAGCCACCCCACUCCCACGGCGAGGGACUUUCCUGGUUCCUUUGAGCAAAGCCUUUGCCCUCCUGCAGCACCCCCCCUCCACAGCCCCCUGGCAUGGGGACAGGGCUGUGGGAGUUCACCGGGACCCCCAGUUUGGGGCUGGCUCCGCAGCUAGAUUGGGGGUGGGGGGGUGGGGUGUGCCUGUAGCUGAGAUUUCAGGGACUUGCUCACCGCUUCGCCCUCCUCGCCGGGCUCCGGCGGCUCUCUCCUCCCUUCGCUCCUUCCUCUCCAUCACCCCAUCCGCCAGCACCCAUCGCCAUCGGGGGGGAAGAGGCUGCAGCUGGUGGCCGGGGGCAGCCGCAGGGUCACCCGCCCGCCGGCCGGGAGACCCUCGAGCCCCCGGGGAGCCGUGGGGGGAGGACGGGGGCUCCGGCCACCAGCGGCCGCUGCCCACAGCCCAGCACCUCUUCCCCGAGCACCACCUCACCAUCAUGCUUUUUUCCUCUUGUUUCUUCUCUUGCAGGUUUCACAUGGGGAACCUUCUUAAAGUGUUGACUUAUAACGAACUUGACCAAGGCCCUAAUUUUUUCCUUGACUUUGAAAAUGCGCAGCCAACGGAGGCCGAGACGGCGGUGUGGAACCAGGUGAACGCCGUGCUGGAGGAGGCGCAGGCUGUCCUGGCCGAGCUGCAGUCGUACACGGGUGCUGGGCAGGAGAUCCGAGAGGCCAUCCAAAACCCCGGGGACCUGCGGCUGCAGGAGAGGGCCUGGAGCGCCGUCUGCCCCCUCGUCGCCAAGCUGAAGCGCUUCUACGAGUUCUCCCUGCGGCUGGAGAACGCCCUGCGGAGCUUGCUGGAGGCCCUCACCAGCCCCCCGUACGCCCCAACCCAGCACCUCGAGCGGGAGCAAGCCUUGGCCAAGCAGUUCGCCGAGAUCCUCCACUUCACCCUCAGCUUUGAUGAGCUCAAGAUGACCAACCCCGCCAUCCAGAACGACUUCAGCUACUACAGAAGGACCAUCAGCCGAAACCGCAUUAACAACCUGCAGCUGGAUGCGGAGAGCGAGGUGAACAACGAGAUGGCCAACAGGAUGUCCCUCUUCUAUGCCGAGGCCACCCCCAUGCUCAAAACACUCAGCAAUGCCACCACCAAGUUCGUUUCAGAGAACAAGACCCUCCCGAUCGAGGACACGACCGACUGCCUGAGCACCAUGGCCUGCGUCUGCAGGGUGAUGCUGGAGACCCCGGAGUACCGGAGCCGCUUCACCAACACCGAGACCCUCCUCUUCUGCAUGCGGGUGAUGGUCGGCGUCAUCAUCCUCUACGACCACGUCCACCCCGUGGGGGCCUUCGCAAAGACCUCCAAGAUUGAUAUGAAAGGUUGCAUCAAAGUCUUGAAAGACCAACCCUCAACCAGCACCGAGGGGCUCCUGAACGCUCUGAGGUACACCACUCGGCACCUCAACGAUGACACCACGUCCAAACAGAUCCGGGCCCUGCUGCAGUGAGCGGGGGGGUGGCCCCGACCCCCCCGCAAGUCACCGCGUCACUGACGCCCAUGACCAUACCGCUCAUUUUGUACAGAGGGAAAAGGGACAAUAAGAAAUACACAGAAAUACAAAAAAAAAAAAAAUCAAAAAUCAAAAUGGCCCGAGGCCACCCCCCAGGCGCUCCUGCCCCCCUGUCCCACCCCCCAGAAGAACACCUGCUUCUGGAAUCGAGGUGUGGGUGGCACCAUGGGGACACCACCGGGGUGCUGGGGCCGGGCAGGAUGGACCCAGGCAGGGAUGCGCCGAUGUGGCCAGUGGCAGUGAGUGCCCAUGGCACGGGGGCACCUUGGGGAGGGGGGGAAGGGGCAGGUGUUGCCCCCGUCCCCAUCCUCAUCCCCGUCCCCAUCCUCAUCCCCGAGCAUCCGGUGGAGGAGGAGGAGGAGAAAUAAACACCCCUGCAGAUCUGCACGGACUGGUGGAAACGGCUCGGUCUCACCUGGUAGAUUUUUAAUAUGAGUAAUUAAAUCUCCACUCACCUCUUCUUUUCUA